Messenger RNA from Aspergillus versicolor CBS 583.65, 2206 nucleotides. RefSeq lists its product as uncharacterized. Gene Ontology annotation, cellular component: nucleus. The record is from RefSeq and is a predicted model, not a curated record. Lineage: Eukaryota; Fungi; Ascomycota; Eurotiomycetes; Eurotiales; Aspergillaceae. Gene Ontology annotation, biological process: DNA-templated transcription. Gene Ontology annotation, molecular function: zinc ion binding; DNA binding; DNA-binding transcription factor activity, RNA polymerase II-specific. Bases 172 to 2085 code for a protein of 637 amino acids. The transcript has 3 exons.
CACCGACAUCUACUUUUUACAGCCACAUGCAAUUGGGGUAACUCUAGUGAUUGAUGGGUCGAUCAAACUCGGGAAACUCGGGAAACUCGGGAAUCUCCACGCCGAAGCUUAACAUCGUGUCGUCCUUCCUUUCCGGCCCCGGCCACCAUCCCCGAAUUUCACAAACCCCCCAUGGACUCCUACGAAAGACCGUAUCGGUCUCAUUCACAUCCAGCCUGCCUUCCUUGCCGCCGGCGCAAGUCACGGUGUCAUGCGGGGAAUGCUACGGGGAAAUGUCUUAUGUGUCAGGCACAAGGGACCGAUUGCAUCUUUCCGCAGCUCAAACCAUCUACCUCAAGGCAGGCCGGUCGCUCCGAACGCAAGGCACAUGUGCGGUCCCGACGAUUGCCAUCUAUACUCGCAUAUUCAAUACCUCCGAGCUCGCUCGUCCAUCCGGAAGAGCAAGGUUCAGCAAACCUUCCGCCUUCGCACAUGGGAGGUAUAGUGGCAGAUGCUACCAACGACAGCUCUCAUGUCGUGAGUCCUGCAAUUGUGGGCGAUAGAGACGCCAUCGGGGCCUAUCUGGCCCCGAACCCCGAAGAAAACGGUCGGCGGUUGAUUCGAACCUCAUCCGCCGUAAAUUUCAGUGCUCGGCCUGUUCGGCCGGUUCUAUUCAGCACUGUUCCCAGACGUCCGAUUGGAAGAACAGUUCACAGCUCUCGCACGGCGGCGAAAUGCGAAAUUAUUGAAAAAAUGAUCGAGCCAUACGGGGAGGAGCUAGUGAACAUUUUCUUCUCGAAAAUCAACGUCGCUUUCCCAGUGCUUGAUGCGGCGUCAUUUAAAAGCAUAUACUUUACUGAUCAGCGAAAGGUAUCCCCGGCCAUCCUCGCCAAUCUGUACGCGAGUGCGUUAAUAUAUUGGGUGGACUCACCCACACUGCGGUCCAGUCGUUGUCCUGACAUCAACUUUGUGUGGGCUCAGGCAUACGAUGUGCUCAGUUCAGAGCUGGCCAACUCUCCUGGGCUCUCAACGGUGAUAUCGGUCAUUCUUAACAUUUGUAGUCGGCCAAGUACGUCAAUCCUCAGCAACGAGGGGAUGAUGGGACUGACCGUGGCAUUCUGUAAUUCCUUCGGUCUGAACCGAGAUCCCACUGGCUGGGACAUAUCACCUCUAGAAAGGCAAAUCCGUGUCAAGCUGUGGUGGAUUGUGGUCCUCAUUGAUCGAUGGUGUAGUCUGGCCUAUGGAACACCGAUGUUGAUCCACAGGGAGCAGCAUGAUGUACCAAUCCCCACCGUCAACGACCUCUCUAUUGGUAAUCCAGACCCAUGCCAGCGAGCUGCUAGUGCCGUGUUUGUGUCCCUGGUAACCUUAACUGAAGUCUUGGGUCAUUACCUAGAAUACGUCUAUCGGGUCGGCAAGGCUCAACUGGGAGAGCAGGGGCAGAACAGCGACUCCCUAGAGCUCUUGCUUGGCCAAUGGGAAGAAACACUGGAUGUUGACGUCCGCCGAGCUGUCAUGCGUGGAACCAAUAUGGACGCACCGGGUGCCGCCAAUCUCCGACUAUCAUAUCUAGCUGUGAAGCUGCUCCUUAAACGCAUCCAGCUGGAUCUCGAUCCUGGUGUACGGCCGGAAAGCCGCCUAGAUUCUCCGCGGUAUUUGCGAGCCCAGCGAGCAGCCGAAGACGUUGUCCAUUUCGUACAGGAGUUGAACGAGAAUCACCUGCGCGGAUUCUGGCUACCUGCCAACGCGUUCACCCUUACUUCGGCGACGUCCUUACUCUUACGAAGUGCCCUCGGCUCGAGGGGCUCGGCGGAGAACAUUCCGCUGGAGCUGGCCAGACAAAUGAUAGCCACCUUAAGAGCGCAUCGCCAGCAUUUUGACUGGGAUUUGGCUGACAACUGUUUGGGAAACUGUUCAGAACUAGUCGAAAAGGUUGGCGCCUCAGCCGCCUGUCUUAGUCCCAGCCUACCAAGCCUAGAUGAGUGCAUGAACAUUGACGCAUCUGUGCUAGAUGAUCUCUUUGACGAUUUCAGUCCACUAUUUGGGCCGAUAGAGCAUGAGACGUCUCAUCCUCUUGAGCACCAGUUAGGGAAUGCCGAAGAAUAGACAUCGAGGAGUAAAAAAAGGGUUGAGGAUGGGAAAAGAGCCGACAUAUCUACAAGCUGUGUAUUUUAGUGUGUACACCAUAGCUUGUCAAUUUGUUGGAGACUUGAUUAACUAACACUGU